CCUGAGAGCAGGGUAACAUCUUUUCUCUUAUUUGGGGGCGAAAGAUCAUCAAAAUUCGAAGAAGCUCUUUUUCCUUUAGUAAAUUGUGAGUCCUUCCUAUAACUUCUAGGUAGCCAUGUCACAGCUUUGGGUGAAGAAAGCCAAGGCUGAGGUCUCUCGGCACUCGCGCAUGCUGGAGACCAUCAAUCGCGUGUUUCCCAUGCCAUUUGAGGAGCGCCGCGGACGUGUUGGGACGGUGACCUAUGGCACCUAUCGUUGGCUUAGAUAUUUUCCCUUCUUUUUAGUUCCCUUAAUUCUUGGCGGGGCUAUUCUGGAGACGCGCGAUAACCCCAAAGAGCACGUCUUCACGGCUCUGCAUCUCUGGCUGGCUGAUCACGGCGUGUUUCGGCAUGAUACAGUCAAGGCAUUGAAUCCAGCAUACGAAGACGAGCGACGAGAGAUAGAGUGGAAGACCAAUGAUCGAAAAUGGCGGUUUACAGGAACUGAUACACCAUCUGAGCGAGAGCUACGGGAAUUUGCUGCAAUCAACAUGGAGCGACAACGUCGCAGCCAGCUGUAGUCGAAUCUGUAUGCAAAAAUUGAGGGGAGGAAGUUGUCUUUGCUCAAGCAAGUGGGAUUUUCCCCCCUUUUGAUGAUGUUAAAGAGACAGUUCUUUGUCCUUAAAUUUUUGUAUAGCAAUUGGUGUUAUUGUCGAUAUUUUUUUUGUGUUGCUACAAUUAUUUAUUCAAUUUUUUCUGUUCAUGACUCCGGCCUUUAAGAU
This is a messenger RNA of Phytomonas sp. EM1, 760 nucleotides long. Lineage: Eukaryota; Euglenozoa; Kinetoplastea; Trypanosomatida; Trypanosomatidae. The record is from the annotation of a GenBank genome assembly.